GUCAAUGCCGAGGAUCACACGGGAGUUGGGUUGAACACACUUAACUGCCAGCCUCCACUCUAUCCGUGGUGUUGCCAGUAUAGCCACGAUGACUGCGUCACCUGAGAGGGCCGUCGUGCCUCUCAGGGCCACACUAUCCGGAUCCCCACCGUUCGAGGAAGGAGCCCCGCCACUGACGACCACCGCCCGGGCUUUGCACGUCGAUAAUCCUGUGGUCGAAUCCCCCGUUCAUCAUCACCUCGCUAGCAUUGCUCGCGCGUCCAAGGGCGGCUACUCGGUUGGGAACUCGGAAGUUCUGGACAACACCUUGCCCUACGCCGCCUCGCGUAUGACCAUGGCUGUCGCCGACGAGCGGCGCGCAACCGCGGGAAAGAAACCCACCAUCGCGUCCCGGGUCGCCUCCAUCUGCGCCAUGAUCGACGAGCACGUCGCCACCGAGACGCCCAUGAGCGCCAGCCGAGUUGCCGCCGUUUACUCCAUGAUCGCCGACGUCGCCAACGCUGCCGCGGAGGCGAGGAAGAUCGGCAGCAGGAGGAGGAAGCCCUGCCAGGGCAUCACCCGCCGCUACGAGUACGAGGAGUUGCGCAGUCUCGGAGAUGGCUCGACCGCCGACGUCACCAAGGCGCGCCACCACGCGACCGGCCACACCGUCGCCCUGAAGACUAUCCGCGAAGACUGCUGCAGCGGCGCCGACUAUAUCCUGCGGGAGGCCUGUUUCAUGGCCGCGUGUCACGGCCACCCCGCCCUCCUUCGUCUCCAUGGACUCGCGCGCGAUCCGGACACCGGGGUCUACUCCCUCGUCAUGGAGUGCCUCGGGCCGUCCCUGCACCACGUCCUCCGCGAUCGCAUGGCCCGCACCGGCCGGCCGUUCCCGGAGGCCAACGUGCGCCUCAUAAUGAGGCAGCUGCUGUCCGGCGCGGAGGAGCUGCACAAGAACCUCAUCAUCCACCGCGACAUCAAGCUCAAGAACAUCCUCGUGGCCGUCGACGGCGCCGUGAAGAUCGGCGACUACGGCUCGGCACUGUCAAUCGCGGGGCAGAACGCCGACGACGAUUACUGGGCCGCCGGAACGAGGAAGUACUGCGCGCCGGAGAUGCUGCUGGAGAAACCGGGCUACGACACGCUCGUCGACACGUGGUCCCUCGGCUGCGUGAUGGCGGAGCUCCUCACCGGGGAGGCGCUGUUCAAAGGGCGCUGCGACUCCGACCAGCUGCAGAUGAUCUACGACGUGUUUGGCGUGCCGGGGAAGAGGGAGUGGAAGCCAUACGAGUCGUCGUUCGUGGCUGACAAGGUGCCGGUGUGGCGGCGAGAGCAGGCGCAGCAGCGCCGGCGAGGACAGUGGAACGGCAACCGGCUGCGCGAGCUGUUCCCGGAGGAGCUUCUGUCCAAGGAAGGGUUCCAGGUUCUCAAGGGGCUUCUGGCGUGCAAUCCCAGCAAGCGGUUGGCGGCCGCCGCCGCGCUCAAACUUCCGUGGUUCGCUCACAAUGACGAUGCUCCGGUGGGAUUAUAGCAGGUCACCGUGGGACACUGACCUAGGGUCCUGUAACCAUAAUUCUUAGUAGGCUACAUGUAAACCAUAGUUGUAUGCGGAGAGGUGAGGUGCCUGUGCCUACAGCGACCACCCCCUCUUGUAUGGGGCUCACCAUUUGUGAGUUGCAUGGGAGCUUGUGCUAAUUACUACUUGUUUCCUAGUGGCAGGAGUAGCUUAGAACCUGGGAGCAGCUGUAAUGUAUGAUCUCUCGUGAGAUUUAUAAGACUACACAUUGUUCAUCCUUUGACCCACAAAGGACUGGUA
Molecule: messenger RNA, 1795 nt
Organism: Triticum aestivum (bread wheat)
Lineage: Eukaryota; Viridiplantae; Streptophyta; Magnoliopsida; Poales; Poaceae
Product: putative cyclin-dependent kinase F-2
Exons: 2
Coding region: 89-1510 (473 amino acids)
Biological process (GO): regulation of mitotic cell cycle; protein phosphorylation
Cellular component (GO): nucleus
Molecular function (GO): protein serine/threonine kinase activity; ATP binding
Source: RefSeq, a predicted model, not a curated record